Molecule: messenger RNA, 954 nt
Organism: Paralichthys olivaceus (Japanese flounder)
Lineage: Eukaryota; Metazoa; Chordata; Actinopteri; Pleuronectiformes; Paralichthyidae
Gene: kgd4
Product: alpha-ketoglutarate dehydrogenase subunit 4
Biological process (GO): 2-oxoglutarate metabolic process
Molecular function (GO): oxoglutarate dehydrogenase (succinyl-transferring) activity
Source: RefSeq, a predicted model, not a curated record
UUUAUUGUGAGAGGCGGAGGGACAUUAAAGACAUGAGCUGUGUCCUCACCUGCCGCUGUGACCUGAUAUUUCCAGCAAACACUCACACCACCUCGUCUUUCUCCUCGUUUCACGGUGAAGGACAGAGGACACUUGUCCGGAUUUGAAUUGGAGCGGGUCGAGGUCUUGUAUUGGUCUGUUUCCGGGAGGGAUUCGGCUGCAGGAUGCCCUGAGAUUUGACCUUUUCUCGGGACCAGCAGCCGCUGUCACCAGCUGGAGGCUCUACAGGGCUGCGGAACCACAGCGCCACCCCUCGGCUUGUCCUCGCAUCUCCCACGCAAGCGCUUCAUCCCGGAAGUGAACCCGUGAGGUCAUGGGAAGCAAAGUCAGCUCCAAAAUGGCUGCCCCGGCCGCUCGAGUGAUCCAGGCUGUCCGGCCUCGUGCUCCACUGAUCAAGUUCCCCAACAGACAAGGAGUCCCAAGACCCAAUGCCCAAGAGGCAUUAAAGGCAUCAGCUGUUAACUUCCCACAACACAGCGCUGGCAGCCCACCUUCUGCCGCAGCACCGCCUUCACUAUCAAGACCUCAUGUAUCUUUGACCCCGAUCCCCGGCACGCCAGACACACUGGCAUCGAUUCAGCUUCUCCCUGCAAGGUACCGGAGGAGACCGCUGACCGCAGAUGAAAUGGACUACAUCGAGCGCGGCGGACCUGAGUGACACGACCCGUCUCAAAUCACUGCAGCCAAAGUCCUUAUCUGUUGGAAAUCAGUAUGUGUCUUGAAUUCUGUUCCUCAGCACAAAGAACCUAAUGCCGCAUGAGACAUGUAGAAUAAAAUAUUAUAUAAAUCCUGUUAAAAUGUACAUAUGCUUAUUAUUAUUUAGAUGCUAAAUCUUAAUUGUUUUUCAUUAGAAAGUUCAUAUUAAGGGACAUCUCGCAUGUAUUUCACAAUUAAACCAUAACAUGGUUUUCUUAU